Messenger RNA from Alternaria alternata, 666 nucleotides. RefSeq lists its product as hypothetical. The record is from RefSeq and is a predicted model, not a curated record. The coding region runs from base 1 to 666 and encodes 221 amino acids. The transcript has a single exon. Lineage: Eukaryota; Fungi; Ascomycota; Dothideomycetes; Pleosporales; Pleosporaceae.
AUGAGCGACACCAGAGCCGAAUCGCUCACGAAGAAACUCAGGAAGGAAUUUGGUUACGUACCAGCAUGGAAAGUCUCGACAACACAGCAAUGUCUUGACGCCCACCAUACACACUGGCUCAUCAAGCGAAUUUAUUGUGGGUCGGCCGACGACUACAACAGAUUCCGUCCACUUGCUAAGAUGGUACAUCGAGCAUGCAAGAAGGAAAUUGGCGAGCUUCCAGAAGUCACAGAAGAUAUGAUCAAACAUUGGAUUUCGGUGAAUGUCAUGGAUGACACUGAAAUCAAGGCAAAAUACCAAUUGCUUUAUGAUGAGGCGAAUCCUAAUAUGCGGAAAGCGAAGAAGCUAUUAGCCGAGCUGAGGCGGGACGAAGGAGGCUGCAUCACGGUCGGUGAAGUGCAGGUAAUGAGGUGGUUUGAGAGGGGGUUCGACAAGGAAGCUAUCGUGCCCAAAUACAAGAAUCGCAUAAAAGAGGCAACGCUUUUCAGUCGCGCGGAAGCUUUACGGUUUCGCUUACAAGAGGAGCUCAAGUCUACUGAGGUGGCAUCAGUACCUGAACUGCUGGGCCAUUUCCGUGAGAAUCUCGAUGAUAACGCAAUCAUUCGUCACUAUCAGGACAUGAUAUCCCAAGACCCUGAAGGAGGAGUUGCACCGGCGGCAGUUUGA